AUGGGCUCCAACAAACCUCGUGGACUUCAAGCCGCUCGUAAGCUUCGCAAUGACCGCCGUGUAAACCGAUGGGCGGAUAAGGCGUAUAAGAAACGCGCCCUCGGUAACGUUUACAAAACCUCUCCUACUGGAGGAUCAUCACACGCAAAGGGCAUCGUCCUAGAGAAAGUUGGUGUCGAAGCCAAACAGCCCAACUCUGCCAUCCGUAAAUGUGUCCGUGUACAACUUAUCAAGAACGGCAAAAAGGUCACGGCUUUCGUACCUAAUGACGGUUGCUUGAACUUUGUCGAUGAGAACGAUGAAGUUCUUAUCUCUGGUUUUGGCCGUAGUGGCAAGGCCAAAGGUGAUAUUCCUGGUGUGCGCUUCAAAGUAGUGAAGGUUUCUGGGGUCGGUCUCCUCGCGUUGUGGAAAGAGAAGAAGGAAAAACCCCGGUCAUAA
Messenger RNA from Suillus paluster, 438 nucleotides. Its product is annotated as ribosomal protein S12/S23. Gene Ontology annotation, biological process: translation. Gene Ontology annotation, molecular function: structural constituent of ribosome. Bases 1 to 438 code for a protein of 145 amino acids. The record is from RefSeq and is a predicted model, not a curated record. Gene Ontology annotation, cellular component: ribosome; cytosolic small ribosomal subunit. The transcript has 5 exons. NCBI's taxonomy places the organism in Eukaryota, Fungi, Basidiomycota, Agaricomycetes, Boletales, Suillaceae.